AAUGUCAAUGCUCUCGCAAUUAUGAAGGACUCCGUUGCGAAUUCCUGAAGUCACACCUCAGUUAUGAUACCUUUGGUGUGGCAACUGGGGUUGCCGUCAGAAUUAAUGAAACAUUUAAAGAAGCUUUCAAAAAUCCAGAGUCAUUGGAGUACAAAGAAUUUGUUAGAAACUUCACAAGAAUUAUGGAACAAGUGUAUCGAAAAACAGUGGAAAAUUUCAUGGCAAUGACUAUUAUAAAACUCAGGCAAGGCAGUGUGCUGGUGGAUCACGAAGUAAUAGUAAACAUAUCAAAUGAUCAGAAUACCACACAAAUUGUGAGUCAGAUUCCAAAACAGAUUGCUGCAGCUCUGGCGGCAGCACAAAACUGCACAAAAGGUUCACUUGGAUGUUAUGAGAAUUACAUUGUCGGAGACCCCAUUGUGGAGAAACCAAAAUUUUAUCCAGAAUUGGUGUGUGAUCAGAACAUCCCCAAGGAGCUCAGCCGUUACUAUAUUGCACUCCAGAGCCCAGACAAAAUCAUUUGCAUCUCUCAGUGUGACAGCGUCCACACCACCUCUAAGAACUGCAAUGGUGGCACCUGUCGAAUCUUGAGCACUGGCCCAACCUGCCAAUGUCUGGAAGAUUACUGGUACUCUGGGGCUGAUUGUUAUGGACCCAUCCAAAAGAAUGCUGUGUUUGCAGGGGUUGGGACACUAGCUGGUAUCCUAUUGGUGUCUGUUGUAUCUGUUGCUGUCUACGUGAUCUGCAUAAAGCAUCAAUCUAAACGGAUGAAGGACAAUAGCAUUGAUCAGCUGAAUCAGUGGCUGGAGGGGGACUUUGAGUGGCCUUCUUCUGCAAGCAAUUCUAUAGAAAACAUCUUUGCCUCUCCAAAUGGAGGAUAUGAUGAUUUGCAAUAUGAACAGGAGAGUGAUUUCUGGCCUACCUCUUCAAGAUCAAGCACUCAGUCUCCUUAUCAUGGCCCUCAGCAGCGUCUCUCAUGCCAAAGGCCUGACUCUGUUCAUUAUGACUAUCAGUCCUUCUACACAGGAAUGGACAGCAGGCCAGAAAGCACAUAUCAGACUACUUCCAGAAUGUCACAGUUCAUCCAAAAUGGGGACAAUCAUAUGCAGCUGAGGAUCAGUCACCCACAGAUCUUGUCCUCCUCUGAGAUUUAAUGAACUACUCUCAUCAUCUUUUGGGCCUACUGUGGACCUCCCGGAGCCUAAAAGCAGAACACAAAAUCUCCAAAAAAAGAUAAUACAAAUAAUUACAAGACCUAAGUAAAAAAAGUGCAUUUGGAUCACACACUUGGCCAGAGGUUUUUCCCACGUGGAAUUUGGAAAGAGCUACUAAUCUUUGAAAUGCUUCCCUUUUAUAUUUAAUGUAACAGAACUUAAGAGAAUAUUGUUCCAUUUUGGGAGGCAGUGUUAUAAAAUGAAUUAAAUAAUGUCAACGUAUGAAGCACUUUAUACUUAAUUUAAUGAGGCUCUGUAGUGUAAAGCAAUGGCUGUCGUGGAUUUGACUGAGAGAAAAGAAAUGAAGAUAGAUUCACAGUUUAAAAGAAUGUUAUGCAAAUAGUACUUACUUAUGUAAAUGUUUUGAAAAAUAAGUAAUAUUUUCUUAUUUAUAUCUUAUUUACUUAAUUUGUAGAAUAUGUCAUAUAAUACUACUAUGUAACUCUUAUAACAUAGGGGACAGGGUUCUAGUAACCAUGAG
Paramormyrops kingsleyae is the source of this 1695-nucleotide messenger RNA. Its product is annotated as mucin-17-like. The record is from RefSeq and is a predicted model, not a curated record. Lineage: Eukaryota; Metazoa; Chordata; Actinopteri; Osteoglossiformes; Mormyridae.